Acanthoscelides obtectus is the source of this 2539-nucleotide messenger RNA. The record is from the annotation of a GenBank genome assembly. NCBI's taxonomy places the organism in Eukaryota, Metazoa, Arthropoda, Insecta, Coleoptera, Chrysomelidae.
AACGAUUAUUUUGUAAGCGUUACUUAAUUAUUUUACAUCACUACUGGCAACACUGACAUAACCUCAAAUGUCAGCCUACUCGUUACCAAACUUUUGAAAGAAGUUCAACUGCAAAUAGGAGGUCUCAAUAAUGAAUAAUUGAAUACCAGAUUUGGUUUGAAAAAAAUUACAUUUAUAAAAACUAGUUUUGUAGGUAUUAUAAACAAAUUUUUAGAUUAACCGUAUAAAAGUGCGUAAUAGUAAGAUGCAAACGUUUUAAGUAUCUAUUUAAUGUUUGAAGAGUUGAAAGAUAGUUAUGGCUAUAUUUUUGCACGGAAGAAGUCUAAUCCUUCGAAGAAAUCUAUUUGCCACAGGUAGAAAGUUCCAGGGAUAUAUUGUUUUAGUUCCAGAAAUUGGUGAAGAUCUUCCAGAGAAAAACCCACUACUUCAACAGGAUGGUCUACCAGAAUUCAAUCAUAUCACAAUCGAGAAUUGUCGAGCUGCAAUAGCAAAACAAACCUUAGAUUUUGAAAUUGGUGUAAGAAACAUAGAACAAAAAUUAGCUGAGAAACCAUGUACAGAUAUCUUUGGAGAAGUCUUUGAACCACUAGAGGAACUUGGUACUCCACUAGAUAUGACAUGGGGUCUCUCCAAAACUUUAUAUUUAGGUAACAGUAGUUUGAUGCCAACAUCAAGUUAUAUAGCUAUUCAUGAUAGAGCCAGGAAAGCAAGAGCUACAAAGUACCACAAUGUUAGUAUUUUCAAAGAGGUUAAGACUGCACUAAACAAUAAGGAGGCCACAUGGAGCAGUGAAGAGAGUAGAAUAUUACAGAAGUUUGCCAUUGAGGGAAAACUAAAUGGUUUGGAAUUAGACAAUAGUAACCAACAAGCAUUGAUCAAUUGGCUGAAUAAGCUGAAUAAAGAAAGGGCUACAUUCAAACAGAAAACUGAUAUAUCUACAAAGCAGUUUAAGCAUGUGAUCACAGAUAAUCAAGUCACAAGAGACUUUCCUGAAGAAUUGUUGAGGUACACUGCAGUUGAUCCAAACCAACCUCUGCAUGGCCCAUGGACAGUGACUUUGCAGCCUCACAUAUACAUGGGUGCUAUGGAGUAUUGCUCGGAUAGGGAGUUGCGAUGGAACAUGUGGCAAGCUUUUGUGGGACGCGGUUCUGGUUACAAAGAGCGGGAGCUAGCCACCAGCCUCAAUUUGGAGGAAAUUCGCUUCAUACGCAGGGAUGUGGCAAAGAUACUAGGCUACGAGACUUACGGGGAUAUGUCGAUGGAAACCAAAAUGGCGGGUAGUGUUGAUGCGGUGAGGCAUAUGCUGGCUGCGUUGUUGGAAAGGGCAAAGCCUGCUCAAGAUGAGGAACUGAAGCAGUUGUAUGAGUUUGCUGCACAAAGGGGAUUCCGGGGUGCUGAAUUCGAGUUAUGGGACGUGCCGUAUUGGCGGAGGAAGCAAGCGAGUACUUUGUUCGACUACACGGAAAGCAAGCUUAAACAGUACUUUCCCCUUAAAACUGUACUGGCCGGUCUGUUUCAACUUGCAGAAAAACUGUUCAAUAUCAGGAUCGUACAGAGAACUAAUGUUUCAACGUGGCAUAAAGAUGUGAAGUUUUAUGAUAUAUUCGAGAGUCAUAGCAGUGCACCAGUUGCAGGAUUUUAUCUGGAUCCAUAUGCUAGAUCUGAACAGAAAAUCAGAAUGCAGCACCAAGGCUGGAUGGUGGCAAUUCAGAACAUGAGCAGAAUAACGAAUAGAAAACCACUGGCGGCAUUGAUAUUCAACUUCGACUCUCCGACUCAAGAUGCACCUUGUUGUUUGACCUUCCAGGAAAUUAAGAUGCUAUUCCAGAAGUUCGGCCACUCGUUACAGCAUUUGCUGACCAGAACAAAUUAUUCGGAAGUGGCGGGGAUGUCGAACAUCGAAUGGGAUGCUGUGGAGAUUUCUGGGCACGUCUUUUCACAUUGGCUUCUCAGCCGGGACGUCAUGAGGAGCAUCUCCAGCCACGUGGACAGCGAGGACCCCUUACCAGACACAAUGUAUCAAUCACUCCUGAACGUGCACCAGCACCUAAGCGGCGUGGACCUCUGCCGGGAGCUGUACCUCUCCGACCUCGACCUCGAGCUGCAUACGUCCAAAGACUUCUGGCUGGACAUCGUGAAACGGUUGUGGCCGCAUUACCUCUCCUUCAAACUGCACAAGAUCGACUCGCAUCCGUGUUCGUUCACGCAGAUAUUUUCGGAGGAAUGGGGUGCGGCGUACUACUCGCAUGUUUGGUCCAGGAUGGUUGCUGCUGAUGUUUACAGCGCCUUCCACGAGGUCAGAGAUGAUGAGAAGCAGGUCUUGGACGUGGCCAAAAGAUACCGUGAUACUUUCCUGGCUCUGGGAGGCAGUAUGCAUCCAAGUCAGGUCUUCAGAGAGUUCAGAGGGAGAGAUCCCUCUCCUAAAGCAUUGUUGAAAUCGUUGGGAUUUAAGAAGAUAAAAAUAGAAGAGUCGUAAUUGAUAUAUGUGGAUAUUUUGUUAAAUAUUCAUUUUUUGUAGUUGAUUAAAAAAUCAAACCAU